Molecule: messenger RNA, 633 nt
Organism: Ogataea haglerorum
Lineage: Eukaryota; Fungi; Ascomycota; Pichiomycetes; Pichiales; Pichiaceae
Exons: 1
Coding region: 1-633 (210 amino acids)
Cellular component (GO): precatalytic spliceosome
Source: RefSeq, a predicted model, not a curated record
AUGUCUGUCACUAUUGAUAGAGGACUGGUAGCAAAUACCAAACGAGUUCAUGGUGUUCACCCUGUUUUUCUCAUCGAGAAAAUAUUACGCGAGCGAAUACUCGACAGCCAAUAUUGGAAACGAGAAUGCCAACACGCCGACUUGCUAGUACUUCUGGAUCGAGGCGUCGAGUUGGAGCAAAUUGGAACUUAUGCAAAUGCUGGACAUACACUUCCAACCCCAUUUAUAUGCCUCCUGCUCAGACUUCUGCAGCUUCAACCUGCUGCCGAUAUAGUUUAUCAUUUGCUCGUACAGAAGGAUUUUAUCUACCUCACGGCAUUAGCAGCUCUGUAUAUUAGAAUCACUUGCCAAUCGGUGAUAGUUUACCAGAAACUGGAGCCUUUGUUGGCCGACCGUCGACGAUUAAACACGAUUGAAAACCAAACAGUCAAGUCGAUUCAUCUGGACGAGUAUAUUGACAAACUGCUGCAAGAAGAUAAGUUUUUCGAUAUGGUGCUUCCCCGCCUUAUUGACAGAUUGGUUCUCGAAGACCAGGAGCUGUUAGAGUCGCGGCAAGGUUCAUUGCAGGAAGAAUCCGAACGCAUGUACGAAGACGAAAAAAAUGAAACGGGACAACGAGCAGCCCACGGCUGA